AUGGCCACUCAACCCGAUAUUAUCGCUCUGUUAUUCAUCUUCUCCUUCUUGUCCACGGCUCUCCUUAUUGCGGUUGGCCUAUUCCUAGUGAGGCGAAUGGCGAGGCGAUCGUGCGAAGCCAAGACGCGGGCUGAUACAGUCACCAAUACUGACGCGACAGUCGCAGCAUCAGCGAUCUAA
This is a messenger RNA of Venustampulla echinocandica, 180 nucleotides long. RefSeq lists its product as uncharacterized. The record is from RefSeq and is a predicted model, not a curated record. The transcript has 3 exons. NCBI's taxonomy places the organism in Eukaryota, Fungi, Ascomycota, Leotiomycetes, Helotiales, Pleuroascaceae. Bases 1 to 180 code for a protein of 59 amino acids.